AAUGGACGCUGUUGAGGCUACUCUUUUACGACCAGACUUGACAGAAGAGACGAAGUCAUGGUUGAAACAGAAAUAUGAGGCUGAUAUAGACACGUCAAAAUUGGGUGGAUACAAGUUCGUACAGGAUGUUUGGAAAGAUUACGUGAACGAAGGAGAGGAAGUGGUCUUUGUCAACGACCCCAAGAGUGGCAGGAAGCUUCAGAUUUCUGUCUGCUUGCACAAGACAACCGUCGGGCAACUGAGGAGAAAGAUUUUUGUGUGCAUGAAGAGGAAGCUGCAUCAGGCUGAAGGCGAUGGAUUCGAGCUCGAUGGAUUCCGGAACGACAAUGACAUCUCAUGGGUCCGAGACGGAAAACUGUUCUGCGGAUGCUAUGCUCUCAGCGAUGAUUCUAAGGUGCUCAGCGAAUACAAGGUUCAGGACGAGAGUGUGAUAUCAGUUGUGAACGGCAGCAUUACGAGCGAUGGCGACCAAUUUCUGUCCAGCAUGUUUACGACGGUCACAGAUCCUGACCUCACGUAUGAGCUCGGACGCAAGAUAUCAGAUCUGCAGUUCUCGCUGCGGCAUUCAUGGCGAGGUCCAGGUGGUGUUACAGGCAACGGCUGAGAGGAGUAUGAUAUCAUCUAGUUAAGUUAGUCUUGUACAUUGAAACGCGCGGCCCCUCGACCGCCUGCUGAUCAGUC
This is a messenger RNA of Guillardia theta CCMP2712, 681 nucleotides long. RefSeq lists its product as hypothetical. The annotation marks the transcript as partial. NCBI's taxonomy places the organism in Eukaryota, Cryptophyceae, Pyrenomonadales, Geminigeraceae. The transcript has 11 exons. The record is from RefSeq and is a predicted model, not a curated record.